This is a messenger RNA of Daktulosphaira vitifoliae (grape phylloxera), 1395 nucleotides long. Its product is annotated as odorant receptor 46a-like. The transcript has 9 exons. The record is from RefSeq and is a predicted model, not a curated record. Gene Ontology annotation, molecular function: odorant binding; olfactory receptor activity. Gene Ontology annotation, biological process: sensory perception of smell. Gene Ontology annotation, cellular component: membrane. Lineage: Eukaryota; Metazoa; Arthropoda; Insecta; Hemiptera; Phylloxeridae. The coding region runs from base 673 to 1251 and encodes 192 amino acids.
ACACGUACAAGGGUUCAUUAUUUAUGAUUGCUUUGAUUUCUAUUUUAUCAGCAAAUAACAUAUUUAUUUACUAUACCUACAUUAUAGUACAUAUACAAGUAUAAUAAAAGUCUCAAGUAUUCGAACAGUAAAAAUAAUUUCCAUAGAAGGGUAUCAACACAGACGCUAUGUUUCACAAAAUUUGUUCAAGUAUUAAUCAUUCAGAGAUUAUUAUUGAAAGGCUUAUAGGCCUAGUGAUUUAAUACACCUACAGUAUAUUAAAUUUAUUAAUGUAUUUUUAAAAAGCGAUAGGAGAAUAAUCCAUGUAACCAUGAGAUAAAUGGAGUGCAGUUUGCUUUGUAUAGUAUAAAUUGGACCGAGAAAAGUAUAAAAUUAAAAAAAAUCGUCUUAUUGGCUACGUGCUUAAAUAAAACAAACAAAUUAAAAACAAAUAAUACUCGAGAAAAAUCGUUGAAUUUACAAAUAUUUGGCUCUGAAUCAAUUUUUAGUUUUUGGCGUUUGAUGGAUACAGUGGAUUGAGAAUGUUGUUUCUGUAAUGGUCAAUUGUCAGUAUUUAAGUUUCUGAUUUGUGUUGUCCCACUAUGGAUAGGGCCUAGCAGUAAAAAGUCGAAUGUCGCUGAGUUAAACUUCUUAAGUUAUACAUAUUUUUUUUUAGUUAUACAAUUUUGUUGGAUGUUAUCAGCUCAAUUGAAAAUAAUGGCAUUUAAAUACGAAUCAUUUGGAUACGAAAAUAUUGAAUUAGGGCAGAGAAAUAACUUAAAUUGUAUAAAAAUUUUGAAUCAAAUAUUUAUGGAUCACACAAAGUUAAAUGCUUCAAUUAGAAAAUUUUAUGAAAUCAUGAAACCAAUUACAUUGUUUACCUAUGUUUGUUAUUUCAAUCUUUAUAUUGCUUUUACAUAUAUGUGUUUUUUGAAUUACUUUAAAAAUGGCUGUGAAAUGUCAGUUAUUUUUACGAAAUUAUUAUUAACAACAUUGGUGGUGUCUAUUGAUUUGUUUAUUAUGUGCUAUUAUUAUAGCUAUCUUGAAAAUCAAAUAAAUGGAGUACAGUUUGCUAUGUAUAGUAUUGAUUGGACCGAGAAAAGUAUAAAAUUAAAAAAAAUUCUCUUGUUAGCAAUGAGUUUAAAUAACGCGAACAGAUUAAAAAUGAAUAUUACUCCACGAAAAUCGUUGAAUCUAGAAGUAUUUGGUUCGGCGUUACGCGUGUCAUAUUCAAUUAUUUCCGUCUUGGUAAAAAAAACAAUUUCGAAAUAAGCCAAUUGGAGCAAAUAAAAAAUUAUUUUGAAGCUAUUGUGUUUUAUUAUAUAUUGAGUUAAUUUUGUGUUAAAUUUAUAAUUCAAUCUUUAAAUUAAGUUAUAAAAAAUUUGAUUAGUAAGUAAGCUAUGUUAUUAUUUUAAU